This is a messenger RNA of Calypte anna (Anna's hummingbird), 1827 nucleotides long. RefSeq names its product microfibril associated protein 1 (gene MFAP1). The transcript is spliced from 9 exons. Gene Ontology annotation, molecular function: RNA binding. Bases 155 to 1474 code for a protein of 439 amino acids. Gene Ontology annotation, cellular component: U2-type spliceosomal complex. Gene Ontology annotation, biological process: mRNA splicing, via spliceosome. Lineage: Eukaryota; Metazoa; Chordata; Aves; Apodiformes; Trochilidae. The record is from RefSeq and is a predicted model, not a curated record.
GGCAGCCGGUUCCGGCGGAAGCGGUCCCGCUGUUGCCGUUCCGGGUGCGCAGCUGCGCGGUGUCAGCGGCCGCCGCUCCGCUCCGCCCGGCCCGGUCUCGUCCCCGGCCUUGUCCCUGUCCCAGCCCCGGGCCCGGCCCGGCUCCGCCGCCGCCAUGUCGGUCCCCAGCGCCCUGAUGAAGCAGCCGCCGAUCCAGUCCACGGCGGGCGCCGUGCCCGUCCGCAACGAGAAGGGCGAGCUGUCCAUGGAGAAGGUGAAGGUGAAGCGGUACGUGUCGGGGAAGCGGCCCGACUAUGCGCCCAUGGAGUCCUCGGAGGAGGAGGACGAGGAGUUCCAGUUCAUCAAAAAGGCGAAGGAGCAGGAGGUGGAGCCCGAGGAGCAGGAGGAGGAGCUGGCCAACGAUCCCCGGCUCCGCCGCCUCCAGAACCGCAUCGCCGAGGAUGUGGAGGAGCGGCUGGCGAGACACCGCAAGAUCGUGGAGCCUGAGGUGGUUGGAGAAAGUGACUCGGAGGUGGAGGGGGAGGCCUGGCGCCUGGAGCGGGAGGACACCAGCGAGGAGGAGGAGGAGGAGAUCGAUGAUGAGGAGAUCGAGCGCCGGCGUGGGAUGAUGCGACAGCGAGCACAGGAGAGGAAAACAGAGGAGCUGGAGGUGAUGGAGCUGGAGGAUGAGGGUCGCUCUGGAGAGGAGUCUGAGUCAGAGUCUGAGUACGAGGAGUACACGGACAGCGAGGAUGAGAUGGAGCCACGCCUCAAGCCCGUCUUCAUCCGCAAGAAGGACCGGAUCACGGUGCAGGAGCGCGAGGCAGAGGCCCUGAAGCAGAAGGAGCUGGAGCAGGAGGCCAAGAGGAUGGCGGAGGAGAGGCGCAAGUACACGCUGAAGAUCGUGGAGGAGGAGGCCAAGAAGGAGCUGGAGGAGAACAAGCGUUCUCUGGCGGCGCUGGACGCGCUGGACACGGACGACGAGAACGACGAGGAGGAGUACGAGGCCUGGAAGGUGCGGGAGCUGAAACGCAUCAAGCGGGACCGCGAGGAGCGAGAGGCGAUGGAGAAGGAGAAGGCGGAGAUCGAGCGCAUGAGGAACCUGACGGAGGAGGAGCGCCGCGCCGAGCUGCGGGCCAACGGCAAGGUCAUCACCAACAAGGCAGUGAAGGGCAAGUACAAGUUCCUGCAGAAGUACUACCACCGAGGAGCCUUCUUCAUGGACGAGGAUGAGGAGGUUUACAAGAGGGACUUCAGCGCCCCCACCCUCGAGGACCACUUCAACAAGACCAUCCUGCCCAAAGUCAUGCAGGUCAAGAACUUUGGACGCUCAGGGCGGACCAAAUACACGCACCUGGUGGACCAGGACACCACCUCCUUUGACUCGGCCUGGGGCCAGGAGAGUGCCCAGAACACCAAGUUCUUCAAGCAGAAGGCAGCAGGCGUGCGGGAUGUCUUCGAGAGACCCUCGGCCAAGAAGCGAAAAACCACCUAAGGGCAGGGGGGCUCCGUGCUUCCCGGGGACAGCAGGGACAGCAGGUGGCAUGGGGACUCCUGGGGUGACCAACCUGCAGUGCCACGCCCCCCAUGACACCGUGGGCUCCUGCCCCAGUGCUGCAGGGGAUGGCGCCCGAUGUGGCCCUACAGGCACCUGGGAACAGCCCCACCACUCACCAUUCUGGAGGAGUUCAUGGACUUUUGAACCCUGUCACAUUGAUCUGCCCUGGAGCUGGGGUCCCCUUUGGUGUGGGACAGCAGUGACCUCGUCCCCUCCCCAUUUCCACAGGGCUUGGCUUUUACACCUGCGUGGGGUGGGGGAGUUUUGAUUAAAUCGUCCUUUUCUUAGGU